This is a messenger RNA of Phragmites australis (common reed), 804 nucleotides long. RefSeq names its product large ribosomal subunit protein eL20-like. The transcript has 4 exons. Bases 147 to 683 code for a protein of 178 amino acids. Gene Ontology annotation, molecular function: structural constituent of ribosome. The record is from RefSeq and is a predicted model, not a curated record. Gene Ontology annotation, biological process: translation. Gene Ontology annotation, cellular component: cytosolic large ribosomal subunit; ribosome. Lineage: Eukaryota; Viridiplantae; Streptophyta; Magnoliopsida; Poales; Poaceae.
GCACCAACUAGGCCCAUUAGGGUUGACAGCCAAACUCGGCACCUAUAAAUGCUCCUCUCGCUCCCAAUGGCGCCGCCUUCGCCCGCCGCCUUCCCUCCUCCUCUCCGUAGGCUAGGUUAGGCUAGGGUUUCGACGAGCUCGCGAAAAUGGUGGCCUUCAGGUUCCAUCAGUACCAGGUGGUGGGCCGUGCGCUGCCGACGCCCGGCGACGAGCACCCCAAGAUCUACCGCAUGAAGCUCUGGACCACCAACGAGGUCCGCGCCAAGAGCAAGUUCUGGUAUUUCCUGAGGAAGCUGAAGAAGGUGAAGAAGAGCAACGGCCAGGUGCUAGCCAUCAACGAGAUCUUUGAGCGUAACCCAACAACGAUCAAGAACUACGGCAUCUGGCUACGCUACCAGAGCAGAACCGGCUACCACAACAUGUACAAGGAGUACCGUGACACUACUCUGAAUGGUGCUGUGGAGCAGAUGUACACUGAGAUGGCUUCUCGCCACCGCGUGAGAUCCCCUUGCAUCCAGAUCAUCAAGACCCUGACAGUCGAUUACAAGAUGUGCAAAAGGGACAACACCAAGCAGUUCCACAAUGCCCAGAUCAAGUUCCCCCUCGUGUACCGCAAGGUCAGGCCACCAACCAGGAAACUGAAGACCACAUUCAAGGCGUCGAGGCCAAACCUGUUCAUGUGAUUGGGCUGUGCUGGAUGUUGUGGUUCGGUGUUUGGAAGCAUUAUAGUCACAAAGUUUUAUGUUUGUUAAGUUUUGAUGUGCUUAACCUCAGCCGUUUGAUGAUUCAUCACCCGUUUUGAAA